AGACGAUCAACUGGGGUCCACUCUUUAUUUUCUUUCCGCAUUUCUUUUCUUUCUAAAGUGUGUCUAUUUUUUAUUUUUUUAUUUCCUUUACCGGUAUUUCUUUUCGUGGCUUCUCUUCACGUGGCGUUACUUCUUUCGCGCCUGGCUCAACUUUGCUUCGUCUGCAGACGUCGUCGCACCUCGACCGGGCUAUCUGCCUCGCACCGCACUCAAGCAGGCCUGUACUUUGCCGACCCGCACCGCCUUACACCGCGACAAAAGGUCCGAACUAGAGAGCGAAAACACUUUUUGUGGUCCGAGUCUCGUCAAGAAGACAGGAGAGCUACCAGGCAGCAAGAGCAGUAAUGUCGAGCAGAUCGGACCGCGAGAACCUGCGGGCGUGCCUGUCGUGCGCCUUUGUCCAGCGCGCUCGCGAGUUCUUCCAGCGCGGAUGUCCCAAUUGCGAAGUCAUCCUUCAGAUGAGCAACGACAUGGAGCGCGUCAUUGAGUGCACGACGAGUCAAUUCGACGGCCUCAUUGGUCUCGUUCAGCCCAAGGCAAGCUGGGUGGCCAAGUGGCAGCGGAUCGAGAAUCGCAUGCCGGGACUGUACUGCGUCAAGAGUAGCGGGAAUCUUCCUGGCUAUCUUCGAGAGCGCAUGGAGGCCGGUGUGCCCUAGGUCUACAUCGAUAAGACAGGGCCAUGUCGAAGCACGUAUACGCAUACACCAUCAUCUGUAUUUUUACGCACAGGACAAAAAAAAAGAGAGGAAGCCUCGAACAGGCAGGACUUCCUCGCUUCGAUCCUCU
Molecule: messenger RNA, 786 nt
Organism: Acaromyces ingoldii
Lineage: Eukaryota; Fungi; Basidiomycota; Exobasidiomycetes; Exobasidiales; Cryptobasidiaceae
Product: transcription initiation protein spt4
Exons: 3
Coding region: 345-656 (103 amino acids)
Biological process (GO): regulation of transcription elongation by RNA polymerase II; chromatin organization; positive regulation of DNA-templated transcription, elongation
Cellular component (GO): DSIF complex; nucleus
Molecular function (GO): RNA polymerase II complex binding; zinc ion binding
Source: RefSeq, a predicted model, not a curated record